UUGCCUUUCUAUCAGCUCGAACCAGUCUGGCCAUUCUCCUCUGAGCUCUGCCAUCAACAAGGCAUUUUGUGGUUCUUAAAGGCUGCAAAGAUGCCAAAGAAAUGGACCACAUCUUCACAGAUUUUAAUGAGAAUGGCCUGGUGAUUUGGUCUUUUUAUAAACCCCUGGAACCACAAUAGCAAUUGUCUUGGAUUGUUAUUAAGGAGAAAUAGACUGACAAAAUUCGGGCUAAUUAGCAUGGCUCCAUGACUUUGACUUUGCAUAUCUCCAUUACUGUUGGCCAUAGAAAAAUGCUUCUUGUAUCAUGUUAAUUGUAUUCACUCUUGCUGAGACCCAUUCAGCCACCACUAGCACAUUUUGGUGGUUCCUCAAUAGUGUAUCAGGGAGAUAUGGGAAUGUGUACGAUGAGGAUGAGGAUGCAGAAAGUUCAGUCUCAAUUUUCCAGUGCUGGGCAUUAUGUCUCCAACAUCGCCUAGCCACCCAUUAUUAGUGCUUCCCUUUACGGUACCACUAUUGUUUUUCUCCUCAAGUUUGCACAACUUUUCUUGAGGUGGUACAAGCCAGGGACUUAAAACUUGAUAGCAAGGUUCAUAAUUAUGGAGGCUACCCACGUAUGUAAUAUUUCCUAAAUAACCCACAUGGUGGCACUAUAAUGUUAAAUUUUUUUAACUCUCACACUCUUGAGCCGAUGAGCUUUUCCUGCAUUUUUAUGUCACAACAAAAAUUUGAGAAGUUCAAUUCUAUGUUCACAAAUAUAAUGACCAUUGUGCUGAAAAGAAAACCCAAACACAUUUGGGUAAAUCGGUACAAUAGACAUCCCCUGCGCUGCUGUAACACUAAUAUUAACAUUUUAUAGUAGAUGCACGUUCAUGUGUAGUAUACAUAAUUUCAGAGCCUCAUUCAAUACUGUUCCACAUCAGGCAGACUAUAGCCAAUAGCCUAAUCUCUCUUCACUAUAAAAAUAUCCAGAAUGAUGUGCUAUGCAUGAUGUGUCCAACCUCAUAAUGAUGACAAUGUACGAUAACAUUGAAAAUUAUGGGACUUGAACCACCCAAUCACCGCUACCAACAUAACCUCUUGAUGCUUCCAAAGUCGAGUGAUUCCUGAAGUGCGCACACAUUAAGGAGGACUUAUCAAGAAGGUAAUUUUGAUUGUGCCUGGCUAUGUCUGUUAGCACUGAUCAUUAACUACUGGUAAACAACACUGUAAGCAAUUAGUGAUGUGAUACCACUUCAGAUAAGUAAUGACUAAAAAUACCCAAGACCCAUGUUGAUGACAUUAUAACAUAGUAAACUUUGUUGAAAAUUUUAUCUAUUUUGAAAAGCAGGUUUUUUAGUAUAUGAACUUUCAAGAUAUUAAUCACUAUGGCUGUGUUACAUUUAAUUUUGUGGUGAACAUAGUAUGUAAAAGAUAGAGAUGGGAAAUACCUUUAAAAUGAUACAGGAACCAUUUCUGUAUGACUAUGACCUAUAGUAAUGUAGAUACAGCGAGUGAAAAUCAUUGAGUUGUCCUAAUAUUUUUGUCCCAUAUUUCCCAGAAUAACAAUCCAAUACAAGUGUAAUAUCGGUUCUAGGUGUUUCUUAUAAGACCAUAUCAGCAUGCCUUCUCAUUAAAAUCUGUGGUGAUGUGGUCCACAAAUGUUGUUGAAUUUACCCAUUUCCAUUUCCAUGAAUUGCAACUGUUUGCCACAUGAAUACUGAUUUUAUAUGCAUCAGUUUUAAUCUCUUUCUGAAGUAUGUUAAUGUAAAUUAAUGCUCUUUGCGUCUUUGACGGUUAUUUACAGGUGUAUCUAAUAACACGAUUGCUAACUGUAUAAUGAUGUGCUGUAAUGUACUAAGUAAAUGCAAAACAAAAAAAUUGAAUACAUUUGAGAGAACAUAUUUACACUGCAGAUUCAUUGUUCAGUUUUUUUAUUGCAAUUAUUUAAUUUUUUGGUCAGACAUGCAUUCUCAUAUUUCUAGUGUGGCUUAUCUAUCUUUCUGUCCAGUGUAUUUCUGCUGCUCUGAGUAAUUUAUGAUUGCAUUGCUUGUCUGUGAAAUGUGUUGUUCAAAUGCAUUGUUUUUAACAUUCACGUUUUUGCUGUAUUUAUGUUAAAAGGCGUUUAACUGCUUAUUGGAAUGAUGUAGAGCUGCAUCGUGUUUAACUCCAAGUAUCUCUUAUUGUGUUGUUUUUAUGCUUUAUGUUGUGAAUUUUAUUUUGCAUGCUUAACUUGGCUUUUUCUGGAUUAUGCUUUUGCAACAGCUUGCACAACUACAAAAAGAAAAGUCAGAAAUCCUAAAGAAUCUAGCUCUAUAUUACUUCACGUUUGUUGACGUUAUGGAAUUCAAGGAUCACGUUUGUGAGCUUCUCAACACUAUUGACGUUUGCCAAGUUUUCUUUGACAUUACGGUAAAUUUCGAUCUAACCCGGAACUACCUUGAUUUAGUUGUAACCUACACUACUCUAAUGAUGCUGCUGUCACGGAUUGAAGAGCGAAAAGCAAUUAUAGGACUCUAUAACUACGCCCAUGAAAUGACACAUGGCUCAAGUGACAGAGAAUACCCCAGGCUUGGGCAGAUGAUUGUGGACUAUGAGAAUCCUCUGAAAAAGAUGAUGGAGGAAUUUGUUCCCCAUGGAAAGUCGCUGUCGGACGCCCUCAUCUCCCUCCAGAUGGUGUACCCUCGACGGAACCUGUCGGCGGACCAGUGGAGGAAUGCCCAGCUUCUAAGCCUGAUCAGUGCACCCAGCACUAUGCUGAAUCCUGCCCAGUCUGACACGAUGCCCUGUGAAUACCUGUCCCUGGACACUAUGGAGAAAUGGAUAGUGUUUGGGUUCAUCCUGUGCCACGCGGUUCUGAACAGUGACCCAGCCGCCCUCAGCCUGUGGAAGCUGGCCCUCCAGAGCAGCUCCUGCCUGUGCCUCUUCCGAGAUGAGGUGUUCCACCUGCACAAGGCCGCUGAGGACCUGUUCGUCAACAUACGAGGCUACAACAAGCGGAUUAAUGACAUCAGAGAAUGCAAAGAAGCCGCAUUAUCACAUGCGGGCUCCAUGCACAGAGAACGCCGUAAGUUCCUUCGGUCGGCAUUGAAAGAGUUGGCCACAGUUCUUGCUGACCAGCCUGGACUGCUUGGGCCAAAGGCCCUGUUUGUGUUCAUGGCCCUGUCCUUUGCUCGGGACGAGAUCAUCUGGCUGCUGAGGCAUGCCGACAACAUCCAGAAAAAGAGCACUGACGACUUCAUAGACAAGCACAUUGCAGAGCUCAUCUUCUACAUGGAGGAGCUGAGGGCCCAUGUGCGCAAGUACGGUCCUGUCAUGCAGCGCUACUACGUGCAGUACCUGUCCGGGUUUGAUGCGGUGGUGCUGAACGAGCUUGUGCAGAACCUGUCCGUCUGUCCGGAGGACGAGUCCAUCAUCAUGUCCUCAUUUGUCAACACCAUGACCUCUCUCAGCGUAAAACAAGUGGAAGACGGGGACGUGUUUGAUUUCAGAGGGAUGCGGCUGGACUGGUUCAGAUUACAGGCCUACACCAGCGUGUCCAAGGCCUCCCUGGGAAUUGCGGACCACAGAGAGCUGGGGAAGAUGAUGAACACUAUCAUUUUUCACACAAAAAUGGUUGACUCCCUGGUGGAAAUGCUUGUGGAAACCUCAGAUCUUUCCAUAUUCUGCUUUUACAGCCGUGCAUUCGAGAAGAUGUUUCAGCAGUGCCUGGAACUACCGUCCCAGUCACGCUACUCCAUCUCCUUCCCCCUGCUCUGCACACACUUCAUGAGCUGCACCCACGAGCUCUGUCCAGAGGAGCGACACCACAUCGGUGACCGCAGCCUCUCCCUGUGCAACAUGUUCCUGGACGAAAUGGCGAAGCAGGCACGCAACCUCAUCACAGACAUCUGCACUGAGCAGUGCACUCUGAGCGACCAGCUACUGCCAAAACACUGCGCCAAAACCAUCAGUCAGGCGGUGAACAAGAAGUCGAAAAAACAGACAGGGAAGAAAGGCGAACCGGAGCGCGAGAAGCCGGGGGUGGAGAGCAUGAGGAAGAACCGGCUUCUGGUUACCAACUUGGACAAGCUGCACACAGCGCUGUCGGAGCUGUGCUUCUCAAUCAACUAUGUGCCCAACAUGGUGGUCUGGGAGCAUACCUUCACUCCAAGGGAGUACCUGACAUCUCAUCUGGAGAUCCGCUUCACCAAGUCGAUCGUUGGGAUGACCAUGUACAACCAGGCCACCCAGGAGAUUGCCAAGCCCUCUGAGCUCCUAACCAGUGUGCGGGCAUACAUGACUGUCCUCCAGUCCAUCGAAAACUAUGUCCAGAUCGACAUCACAAGGGUGUUCAACAACGUGCUCCUGCAGCAGACCCAGCACCUGGACAGUCAUGGAGAGCCCACCAUUACUAGCCUGUAUACCAACUGGUACCUGGAAACCUUACUGCGGCAGGUAAGCAAUGGGCACAUUGCUUACUUCCCGGCCAUGAAGGCAUUUGUCAACCUCCCCACUGAGAACGAGCUGACCUUUAAUGCAGAGGAGUACUCCGAUAUAUCUGAGAUGAGGUCUCUGUCCGAGCUACUGGGGCCCUAUGGUAUGAAGUUCCUCAGCGAGAGCCUCAUGUGGCACAUCUCCUCCCAAGUGGCUGAGCUCAAGAAACUGGUGGUGGAAAACGUGGAGGUUCUGACCCAGAUGAGGACCAGCUUUGACAAACCAGACCAGAUGGCAGCACUGUUCAAGAAACUCUCGUCGGUUGACAGUGUGCUGAAACGGAUGACCAUCAUUGGGGUCAUUCUCUCAUUCCGAUCACUGGCCCAGGAGGCGCUCAGAGAUGUGCUGUCCUGUCACAUUCCAUUCCUCGUGAGCUCUGUGGAGGAUUUUAAGGACCACAUUCCCAGAGAAACAGACAUGAAGGUGGCGAUGAACGUGUACGAACUGUCCUCAGCUGCAGGGCUGCCCUGCGAGAUCGACCCCGCCUUGGUGGUGGCCCUGUCCUCGCAGAAGUCCGAGAACAUCAGUCCCGAGGAGGAGUAUAAGAUCGCCUGCCUACUGAUGGUGUUUGUGGCCGUUUCCAUGCCGACCUUGGCAAGCAACGUUAUGUCACAGUACAGCCCAGCGAUCGAAGGGCACUGCAACAACAUUCAUUGUCUGGCAAAAGCUAUAAACCAGAUAGCUGCUGCCCUGUUUACCAUUCACAAGGGAAGCAUUGAAGAUCGGCUGAAAGAAUUUCUGGCUCUUGCUUCAUCCAGCUUACUGAAGAUUGGCCAAGAGACAGAUAAAACAACAACGCGGAACAGAGAAUCUGUUUAUUUGCUCCUUGACAUGAUUGUGCAAGAAUCCCCAUUUCUCACCAUGGACCUGCUGGAGUCUUGCUUCCCCUACGUCCUGCUGAGAAACGCCUACCAUGCCGUCUACAAGCAGAGUGUCACUUCUUCUGCGUAAACGUUGCUUACCUGGGGCCAAGGUGCAUAUAGUCAAGAAAAAGGUUUCUUGGCAACACAGACCACCAUAGGUUUGUUUUACAUUACAGUCUUAAAACAACCGAAAUGAUUUUUUGUUCUGGGAUCAGACCUUUUUUUCAUAUUUUCAGUUGUAUUAAUGACCAGUUGUUUCCUAUAACAGUUAUAGUAACAUACAAGCUCGGUUGAUGAUAAUUACACUACUAAAUUGAAUUUUUGAAAAAGCAUCUCUGUGUUUCAAUACUAAAAAAAAAAAAAAAAAAUACAUGAAAAAAAAUCAAAAACACUCUGGGGGGGGGGAGGGUGAGUUUUAAACAUCUACAAUCAUGCAGAGUAUUUUGCUUGUUUAUUGUCAAAUGUUUCAAUGAUACUCGGUGAUUCUUUUUAGAAUGUCGUUCUAGAUUUCAUCUGUGAUUUAUGUGCAUUUUUUGUGGACUUGCAUCAUUUUGUUUUACACUUACGUUUUCUGAAAUAUUUGCCAAAUUAUUUACACUACAGCAUCUCAUUUGGUUUGGAACUGAGACAAAUUGUUGGUAAGUGCAUAAAAUUAUAGACAGCGGAUGGUGUUUGUACAAAGCAUAGUAUAAUUUUUUUAACUAACUAUCAUGAUGCCGUGUUGGCAUUAACAUGCCCAUUGUACCUGUCUGUAUGGUAUGAUAAACAUUCUUACAUAUUUAUUGAAUGUUUAUAAAUUGUUCUCCCUUGACCACGUUUUGUAUGUUUUCAAUUUUUGGAAAUUCCAGUGUAACUUCCAUAACAUAAAUAAACAUUAGUUAUAUCCAC
Messenger RNA from Anguilla anguilla (European eel), 6203 nucleotides. RefSeq names its product NCK-associated protein 1 (gene nckap1). The record is from RefSeq and is a predicted model, not a curated record. NCBI's taxonomy places the organism in Eukaryota, Metazoa, Chordata, Actinopteri, Anguilliformes, Anguillidae. The transcript has 30 exons. The coding region runs from base 2227 to 5403 and encodes 1058 amino acids. Gene Ontology annotation, biological process: cell projection assembly; neuron projection morphogenesis; cell migration. Gene Ontology annotation, cellular component: SCAR complex.